AACUUAAUAAGAUGUUUGGGGGUUUUUUUUGUAUGUAUAGGAAUAUAUGGAUUGAGUAAUUGUUUGUUGGAUACACCAUGGAAGAAACUUCAAUAUGGAAAGCAGCUUUUCACAGAAGUGGUCAAGAGAAGUCAAGACCUUACCAAAGAAGACUUGGUGCAGGAGCUUCUUACAGUGAUGAAUAAUCAAGAGCCUCAAUUACCAGACCCUGCAAUUGAAGACCAGGGGAAGGAUUAUAUACGUCCUAUAUUGGACAAGUAUGCAGCUGUAUGUGUUCGUUGCCCAGGUUAUGGAACAAGGACUAACACGGUCAUUCUCAUUGAUUCAGAAGGACGGGUUACUUUCACAGAGCGCAACUUGAUCAAUGCAGAUGACAACAAGUGGACAACAAGCACCUAUGAAUUCAAACUGCACGCUUAA
This is a messenger RNA of Fulmarus glacialis (Northern fulmar), 420 nucleotides long. It is a transcript of the gene TANGO2, whose product is annotated as transport and golgi organization 2 homolog (Drosophila). NCBI's taxonomy places the organism in Eukaryota, Metazoa, Chordata, Aves, Procellariiformes, Procellariidae. The record is from RefSeq and is a predicted model, not a curated record. The annotation marks the transcript as partial. The transcript is spliced from 3 exons. Gene Ontology annotation, biological process: protein secretion; Golgi organization. Gene Ontology annotation, cellular component: Golgi apparatus.